GAAGAUGAGCAUUUUCUUUUAGAAAGAGAGAUGGAAGAAGGAAUAGUACACAUAUCUAUUCCUUUUGCUCGUUCUUGACCAUAAAACACUUGUCUCACACAAUCUGUUGAUUUAUAUCAAAGCACUGUCUUUGUCUGUGACUAGUUGAUUUCCUAUAUGCUUCUUGCUAGAGCUAGCUGCUAUUCUUAUUUCAAUCCCUUCUUGUUUAAUCUCUUCAUUUCAAUCCCCUCUUAAUAUAAGAACAGAAAACAGCACACAAUUCCUAAAACGAUUUUUUCCCUGAAAUAUUGUUCCUUGGCAUGAAUUUACACCAUCAGUAUCCACACAAUGGGUGUAACUUUUAUUUUUACUGAAAAUUUAAAUUCAUUUUUUCACUUCAACACUUUGGGAAACAAAUAUCCAAAUUCUGUCACAGCUUUUUUGUAAACUAAACCAGUUGAUCAAGGUGGUUCACAGUUUUAUGAAACCUUUAAAAGAAUGUAGUGGAAAUGUAAUUGAUCCUAGACACAAAGUACAUCAAACUUUUGAAAAAUUUCUUUAACACUCUUGAUUUCUAUUAAACUAUGUUACAUUAAUGCAAGCAAACUUAAGAUACAGAAAUUUCUAUAUAAAUUCAUAGAAAUUUGAACACUUGGCAACACUCAAGAUUACUUUGGAUACUUUCUGUUUAAAUACAUUCAAAGCUCUCACUACAGAAAUCCAAGUGAAUUGAUUCACUUUUGAAAAAAAAACAAAAUUCAAUGAAGUAUGUACACUUGUAUUGAAUCAUAAUAAAUAUGUUCUUAUCUAAGGGGGAAAUAGAGCGCGUGGCUGCAACGCACCAUACGAUCUAGGCUCUAGUCCUUGUGAGAUCGAUCGAUCGUUAUACUUUUCAAUCAUGACCAAUGAUUGAAUUGGACAGUUUAUAAUACUUUUCACAUCUAAUCUUGAACCGUUUCAGUCCAUCAGAUGCUCCUUCUGUUGUGGGCAGUGUUGAUGAUCAAGAAUGGUUUUCUGUCCUAUACUGUCUCAUUCACUUUCUAAUAUCUCUCCUCUAUGAAUGAAGGUUCUGUGUGACUACAUACAAAUUCAAACCAUUAAAAAGAACCAAAGGCCUGGAAAUUGUCCAGCUAAACUUUCAACACCUAGCAUUAAAUAAUAAUGACUUUUCCUAUCUCAGCCAGCAAUAUAAUUAAACUCUCCCACUAAUACGCCAUAAUAUCAUAAUCUUCUGUACAGAUUUUUUAACCUAUACGUAUAGAAUUUUUAAUGGUCAAAACGGCCUUGAACAAGCCCGUUUUCUUAUUUUUCCAAUUCUACCCUAAAAUAUUGAGGGUCCAGUCUUACCCCUGCUCCCUAUAUAAAGCCCUUGAUUGAUAGAGUUGAGUAUAGUCAUAAAGCAAGAGUUAGAGCCACCAAAGCACCAACCAUGACAAGGAAGAAGGUCAAACUUAUGUGGAUUGUCAAUGACAGUGCUAGGAAAGCCAGUUUCAAAAAAAGGAGGGGAGGACUACUGAAAAAAGUGAGUGAGCUGACCACCCUAUGCGGUGUGAGUGCGUUUGUCAUCGUCUAUGGUCCAGACGAUCAAGAGGUAGCGGUGUGGCCGUCCCAGCAGGCAGUGCAACAACUGCUGGCAAAGUUCCAGAGCGUGCCGGACAUCGAGCGGUGCAAGAAAAUGAUGAACCAAGAGACAUAUCUCCGGGAGAGAACAACCAAAGUGCAUGACCAACUGAGGAAGCAACAGAGGAAGAACAAGGAGGUGGAGGUGGGCCAACUUAUCCGCCAAACCGAACAUGGUAGGAAAGUGGAGGAGCUUGAGAUGAACGAAAUGGCUGGUUUGGCUUGGAUGCUGGAGGAGAAGAUGAAGGAGUGCCGGAAAAGGCAGGAAUGCUUUGAGCCGGUUCCUCAUGACCAGGGUUCUUUGCCUUCACCAAAGAGUGCAGCGCUUGUGGACGAGAUGGGCGGAAUGGGAGGUGGUACUACUGCUGCACAGGGGAAAUUUCCCACUGAGUCUUUCAUGUGGGAUCAGUGGUUCCUUGACAUGAUGAGGCAAAAUGAGAACGCUGCUGGUAGCAGCAAUGUUAAGACUGAUAUAGGGCUCUCAUCACAUGCAUAUUUGGGUGGUCCUAGCGGUGCAAGUGAUGUGGGGCUGCCCUAUGGGAACUUGGGGGGAAGUAGAGGUGGGAUUGAGAUGGGGCUGCCUCUUGGAAAUUAUAGAGGUAGCAGUCGAGGAAGUGAGAUGGGAGGCCUUCCCUAUGGGAGUUUUGGAAUCAACAGUGGUGCGAGUGACAUCGGGCAGCCUCAUGGGAGUUUUGGAGGCAUCGGUGGUGGUGGAGGUGAUAUCUGGCUGGGGCUGCCUUAUCAAUAUUGUGGGAAUAUGAGAGGCGGUAGUACUGCUGCUGCAAGCGCUGUGGGGCUUGGCAUGCCUCUUGGCAAUCCUGGCAGCAGCAGUGCCGGAGUCGACAUGGGGCUGAAUCCUGGGGCGUUCAUUGGAGGCAGCAGUGCGGGAAGUAAUGCUGGGCUUCCAUACGAUGUCACCAAGCCAUGGCCUAACAUUUUCUACAGUUAGAAUUGCAGCGCAUUUUCUCGAUCUAGUGUUGCUGUUUGAUGCAAAGCGUUAUGGGGUCAUUUCUGAUUUCAUGUUGUCCUGUGAUUUCUCUAUUCAGUGAUGUUAUGUUUCUGUGUGUUGAUUUUAAAGUAAUAGUGAUGCAUGUAAGUGUGGCAGAAAAGCCACAAGAAUUAAGUAAAUAAAUGCAUCUUCUUAAGGCGUGUCAAACAAAAUAAAGAUUCGUAACUCCAUGUAUUUCUGUAGUUAAGUACAUGUCGUACGAAAUUGAGUCUUCCUUGGCUCUUUUACAUGCCAUUGCUGCACUGAAGCAUACAUAUUAACCACACGACUGUUGUGAUCUUAAUGGCCGCCAAAUGUCCACUUCAUUUAAAAUUACGAAGGGAAAACGUAUUGAGAAUUGAACAUGCAGUGGAGAAAGUCCAGACUAGCAACCGAUAUUGUAUGUUCAACGUGAAGUGGAGCACAUUAGAGCAAAUGAACGUUAAC
Carya illinoinensis is the source of this 3034-nucleotide messenger RNA. RefSeq lists its product as uncharacterized. The coding region runs from base 1409 to 2548 and encodes 379 amino acids. The transcript has a single exon. Gene Ontology annotation, molecular function: DNA-binding transcription factor activity, RNA polymerase II-specific; RNA polymerase II cis-regulatory region sequence-specific DNA binding; protein dimerization activity. Gene Ontology annotation, biological process: positive regulation of transcription by RNA polymerase II. The record is from RefSeq and is a predicted model, not a curated record. Lineage: Eukaryota; Viridiplantae; Streptophyta; Magnoliopsida; Fagales; Juglandaceae.